Molecule: messenger RNA, 3223 nt
Organism: Rhea pennata
Lineage: Eukaryota; Metazoa; Chordata; Aves; Rheiformes; Rheidae
Gene: PMPCA
Product: peptidase, mitochondrial processing subunit alpha
Exons: 13
Coding region: 2-1528 (508 amino acids)
Cellular component (GO): mitochondrion
Molecular function (GO): metal ion binding; metalloendopeptidase activity
Source: RefSeq, a predicted model, not a curated record
GAUGGCGGCCGCCAUGGCGUGGCUGCGGCGGGGCGCGUGGGGCCCGGCGCGGCGGUGCUACAGCGGCGGCGGCGUGCCGCUGACGCGCCCGCUGCCCGGCGCCCCCCAGCCCGUGUUCGCGGCGGCCGGCGGCCGGGAGCGCUUCGAGACGCGGGUGACGGCGCUGGAGAACGGGCUGCGCGUCGCCUCGCAGAACAAGUUCGGGCAGUUCUGCACGCUGGGCCUGCUGGUGAAUUCGGGCUCCAGGCACGAAGCGAAGUAUCUCAGCGGCAUUUCCCACUUCCUGGAGAAGCUGGCCUUUUCCUCUACAGCUCAGUUUGCUAGCAAAGAUGAGAUUCUCCUCACCUUAGAAAAGCAUGGGGGUAUCUGUGACUGCCAGGCAUCAAGGGACACAAUAAUGUACGCCGUUUCUGCUGAUGCCAAAGGCCUGGACAUGGUGGUCAACUUGCUGGCUGAUGUAGUGCUACAGCCCAGGUUAUCAGACGAAGAAAUUGAGAUGACUCGAAUGGCUAUACGAUUUGAGCUUGAAGAUUUGAAUAUGAGACCUGAUCCAGAGCCUCUACUAACAGAAAUGAUCCAUGCGGCAGCCUACAGAGAAAAUACAGUUGGACUGAACAGGUUCUGCCCAGUAGAAAACACUGGCAAAAUUGAUCGGGAAGUCCUCCAUUCGUACCUGCGCAACUACUAUACGCCAGACAGGAUGGUGCUGGCCGGGGUGGGGAUCGAGCAUGAGCAGUUAGUGGAGUGUGCCAAGAAGUAUCUGCUUGGAGUAGAGCCAGUGUGGGGUAGUGGAAAGACCAAGGACGUUGACAGAUCUGUGGCUCAAUACACAGGAGGAAUUGUCAAGGUUGAAAAAGAUAUGUCAGAUGUGAGCCUGGGCCCUACUCCAAUCCCAGAGCUUACCCACAUCAUGAUUGGGCUAGAAAGCUGCUCAUUUUUAGAGGAAGAUUUCAUUCCCUUUGCAGUAUUAAACAUGAUGAUGGGAGGCGGUGGCUCCUUUUCAGCUGGAGGGCCUGGCAAGGGCAUGUUCACCCGACUGUAUCUCAAUGUACUCAACAGGCACCACUGGAUGUAUAAUGCGACCUCAUACCAUCACAGUUACGAAGAUACAGGUCUCCUGUGUAUUCAUGCCAGUGCAGAUCCAAAACAGGUUCGAGAGAUGGUGGAAAUCAUUACAAGAGAAUUCAUCCUAAUGGCAGGAGCAGUGGGAGAGGUGGAACUUGAGCGAGCAAAAACACAACUGAAAUCCAUGCUCAUGAUGAACCUUGAGUCUCGGCCAGUUAUCUUUGAAGAUGUGGGAAGGCAAGUGUUGGCAACAAACACAAGGAAACUACCUCACGAGCUCUGCACACUCAUCAGUGACGUGAAACCUGCCGACAUCAAGAGAGUGGUCACUAAGAUGCUUCGUAACAAACCAGCUGUGGCUGCACUGGGUGACUUAACAGAUUUGCCCACCUAUGAACACAUCCAGACAGCACUUUCUAGUAAGGAUGGGCGGCUCCCUCGGAUGUAUCGGCUCUUUCGAUAAAUCAGCACGUACUGCAGGUGUCUAAGACAGACUUUUUUUUUUUUAUUUUAACACUUGUUGGAUUGUAAUAUUGCUGCACACCCCCCCCCCAUACCUUUCCAGGCAUACUGUGCAAACAUGGGAUUAUGCUACAGCUGAACAAAACUGUUUUGGAAUAUUGGACUGUGAAGAGCUCGUUAUGUUGUGGACUUACAAACCAUCCUGCCUCUGGAUGAGUAUUUUUUCACCCUCUGAGUAGAUUUAUGGCAGAAGAUGCCUGUAUGCAGCCUUCUCUUGGCACUGGGGAGAGCACAGCAAACUGGAGUAUUUAUCUGUAGGUGAAAGCACAUACCUGAGAAGGAGUAAGUGUGUUACUGCUUAAUAAUAUUGCAAGACCAGUCUUUUUGGCAGUAUAGGUAGGGCUGCCACAGGGAAGGCACCCAUGUGUGCAGCCUGCCCUUCCCUACCCCGUGGCCCCGGCACCCUGCCGGUGAGCCAGAUGGGAUUAAACCACAGGGGGCUUGAGGCUACACUACUCUGCUAAAGGCAGUGUGUGUUCCCAUUAGCUUUCCUUCACAAGGCUGAUCCAAAGGUUACAAUCCAAAUCUACCACAUUUGUUAGUUAAAACAUUGAUUGACAUAAGUUCAGUUUAACAAGUCAGUUGGCCUGCUGUGACGCACACUGUGAGCCCACAGCCGUAUGUGGGCAUAGGAAGACUGAAAAUGCUGUUAAAGGGUUUGGCUUACAUAGACGAAUUCAAAGAAUAUUUAUAGCUGUUAUCAAAGUGGACAAAUACUUGGUCAGAAUUAAUUUGGAAAAUAUCAAUUAUCCCUGUACAUUUAGGCAACAAGCUUCCUGCGUUCUAGCUUUGUUAGAAGAAUCAUGGAUCAUUUUGUCAGUGUAACUUACCUUCAGUACUACACAUUGAAAUCAUAUGUCUGGAAAUAGGUUGAUAAUUUUUCUAGAAAGAACUCAAAGGAAAGUAGAGUAUAAACAAUUCCUGGGAAAUCCAUAGAGGGAGAUAGAGUUAUGCAAACUAUGUGGACAUUUAUUCUGGGAUGAAAGCAAUCCUAUCCUUCAGUUUAUUUCACUAGCAAGUGGAUUAUGGUAAAGAAUAAAGUGCUUUUUCUCCAGAAUUGGUAUCCAAGCAAGAAGUCACUAAAGUUGCUGCUGCACCUCAAAUUCAUACUCUACAGUCUUCAAAUUGUUAUUCAGGUGAACUGAAGAACUUGUAAACAAAAGACCUAACUGUCAGUCUCACAGCAAAGAUGGAGCUUAGUUAGGAGUCAACAAAGUGAAGAUGGAAAGAUCAUAAUCUUUGAAGUGAUUAACUCGGGGAAAAAACAGGAAGCUGUCACAUACAGAAAGAGACAUGAAGCUAAGUGAAACAAAUUUGACAUACUGGAGAAACUGGCCCGUAAGAGAGGAGAUGUAAGAUCUGAUUUACAUAACCCCCAGCAUCUGGUUAAAAACAUAGACUGCUGUAUGCCAGCAUUUCACUGGCUUGGUAUGUAUUUUCAGGAGCAGUCAAACUGGGAGCAGAACACUAGGAGGCAGUUACUGUCUGCUUUAUCCCCAUAACUUCCCUCAUGCAACUGGAAGAAAAUAUGUUACAUUGCUUCUUACAGAGCCCGCAGUAUGGAAGUCUGUAUAUGCCUCUGUCCUGAUCAGUUGUUGUGUACGUUUGUAAAGAAAAUAAACAGACUUUUACGUGA